This is a messenger RNA of Malus domestica (apple), 967 nucleotides long. RefSeq lists its product as uncharacterized. Gene Ontology annotation, cellular component: chloroplast envelope. The record is from RefSeq and is a predicted model, not a curated record. NCBI's taxonomy places the organism in Eukaryota, Viridiplantae, Streptophyta, Magnoliopsida, Rosales, Rosaceae.
UUUCCCGCAUCACACAUUGCCCAAAGUCCCCAAACAAACCUUGACCUCUUCCUCCGGCACUCUCAUCAAUUCUCAUCACUGUAAAAUUCUGUAAUCGAAGAAACAUGCUUCUUUCUCUAGUCCAAACCACCUUAGCAUCAUCCCCAUCUUUCCACUCCUCACACUUUCAGAUUCUGAACAAUCCCACUGCUGUGCUGCCCAAAUCUCCCUUUCUUGGUCUUGGAUUUGAACCCAUAACAAAUCCCCUCAAAAGCUCGCAUUUUUACACAAAACCCAGAAACCCCAAGCUCAGAAUCCAUGCUUCUCUGCUUGAAGCUCCGGUCCUCUGGGCUGGCAGGCUCUGCAUCUUCUAUGCUCUCUUGAAGACUGGUUUGGCUGGAUCUCCAGCUAGUCCACUUCUGUCAGAUUUGGGAAGAGCUGAAGGUGAAGUAGGUGAUGGGGUUUUUAGUGGGUCUGUUGAUUUGGGGUUCUCUAAGUGGUUGAACAGCAUUCAAGGGAAACCAGCAAAAGAAGCUGCUGAUAAAAGGAAAUUAGUAAGCAAAUGGCAUCCUACAACAAAGGGCACACUCAGAAGGAACUACAGGGUACCAUCUAAAUCUGAAGGGCGUCGUCUUCUGAAAGGCAUUGCUUCCUUACUGUCAGACGACGAUCACUUUGUAGAUGCAACCUCCCACAAGGGUUGUCAGAUCAGGAGGGAGACCGCACAUGGAGAAAGUGUCUGUUGCAACAAUGUGAGGGCUCUGUUUGAUGAGCUUCCAACUCCACACCUAGUUGUGGAGAUCACUCCUUUUCCGGCUGGCUCUCUUACAGAAAAUGAUUACACUAAAGCCGAGAAAUUAGAGAGGGUGCUAAGAUCAGGUCCUCAUGUUUGAGUAAACUUGAACUUUUCAUGCUUUGAGUUGUGUAUUCACUGUCUACUUUGUACAUAGCAAUCUCAUGAAAAAGGAAACUUAUUUUCUUCCAUGCA